Messenger RNA from Colossoma macropomum (tambaqui), 1968 nucleotides. It is a transcript of the gene dytn, whose product is annotated as dystrotelin. Gene Ontology annotation, biological process: synaptic signaling. Gene Ontology annotation, molecular function: zinc ion binding. Gene Ontology annotation, cellular component: plasma membrane. NCBI's taxonomy places the organism in Eukaryota, Metazoa, Chordata, Actinopteri, Characiformes, Serrasalmidae. The record is from RefSeq and is a predicted model, not a curated record.
UACUAUGGAUCUGGAGGGAAUAGAGGGUCUGAAUGAGGUCCGUCCUGUAGUUUAUCGUGCUGCCCUGAAGCUUCGCUCUUUACAGAAGCUAUGCCAGAUGCAUUUAGUCUUUUUCCGGGACUUGCGGCCCGUUCUCCGUGCUGUGGGGGGUUCGGGGGACCCCACAGUGAGUCUCUCCCAGCAGAACUUGAGGCAGAGUCUAGAGCAGCUCUUCCAUGGCGUCUUACAGGAACUACCAGAGCAGGCGGUAUCAGAGGCCACUGAACAGACCACCAGACUCCUCUUCAAACUCUACGACAGAGAGGAGACUGGCUUUGUCCUGCUCAGAUCUGUGGAGGCUGCUCUAGUUGUCCUUUCAGGAGACACUCUCUCUGCCAAACACAGAGCUCUGUUCCAGUUAGCUGUUAGCUGCAGUGCGAGGCAGGGAACUGAGAGCAGCUCGGUCAGCCACGGUGGCCUCAGAGUGCUGCUAAAUGACCUCAGCCAGGUCCCAGCAGUGGUUCAGGAAAACCAUGUUUUUGGACACACAGAGACUGCAGUCCGUUCCUGCUUUAAUGGAGUGAUUAGUGCGAGUGUAGGGGAGGAACACUUUGUGAGCUGGCUGCAGUCGGAGCCUCGUCUUCUGCUGUGGCUCUCCACUCUCUAUAGGCUGUCAGUCAGCGAGGCUGUGCUGCACAGAGUCCGCUGCCAUGCCUGCAAGGCCUUCCCCAUCUCAGGCCUCAGGUAUCGCUGCCUAAAGUGUCUGAAUGUGCACCUUUGCCAAAACUGCUUCCUCACUGAGACACGCACAAGAAAGCAUAAACCGUACCAUCCAGUUCUGGAAUACUGCACUCAGCCCUCGUGGAAAGAAUCAAUGGCAUCGCUGGCGUCCAGUGCCCGUCAUGCUCUUCUGCCCAGGCGCUACACCAGGAGAGAGGUGGAGAGGAGGGCACUUAGAGCUAGAUCUGACAUAGAACCACAGCACAGUACUUACUUUCCAGUGCAGCCACAGCAGCAGUGUGCCAGUGAUCCUGGAGGUCUUCCUCCUCCUCCUCCUCCUCCUCCCUCUGAUUCUCCUCCUCUGCAGAUGAAAGUGGAGUCUAAAGCCCUGCAGACAGACGAGCCAGACGCACAGCCUCAGAGGAAAACAUCUCUUCUUCAAAAAGACCUAAGCAUCACGCAAAAGGCCAUGAGGGACCUGCAGAGAGAUAAAUGGCUGCUGGAGAGAGAGUUUCAGGUGUGGAAAGUAGCAGCACAGUCAGAGCACGACUCUCUGGAGGACAGGUGUGCAGAGCUGGAGACCACCAUGGAUGCACUGAACCAUCACAACCGACAGCUGGAGGAAGAGCUGGAACAAAUCCGACAUGCUUUGAGUAUGAGAGGAAGAUGUGAAUUUGGCAGUCCUGACAUCCAACAACUUCCCCCCUCACCUCCCUCACAGCAACACAACGGAGAUGACACGAGUGAGAAACAGCGGACAGCGUCCGAGAGUACAGAUUCACACCGCGGCUCCGUGGCUGAAGAGGGAGAGCCAGAGCGAGAGGAGGAGGAGGAGAAAGAAGAGAGGAUGUGGGAGAAAAAGGAAGAGGAGGAUGCCGCUCUUCAUCAGAUGCAAGAGGAAGCUCAUAUGGGUUUAAAUGUUAUGGAAGGUCUGGUAACACAGGCGAAAGAGGAGGUGCAGCUUGUUGGAGAGCCUGAAGAAGAGGCUUUAGAAGAGGCAGAGGAGCCAGAGCUUGAGAGGGUGGAGCUUAUCACAGAAAGUCCACCCUCAUAUGGGUCCGCCCAGGAGGAUUCUGGGACAGAAAACUCAGAUGAGGAAGAAGAGGAGCUCUGUGACUUGGUGCAGAGACUUAAGGGUGCGCUCCUUCUAGCCGCUCCCACAGGGUCCAGUGCUCAUCAGAGAGAGGCGCUGUUACAGGCAGCAGGAGCUGUUGGAGAUUCUGUAUCUCACCUGGUUACUUCUGUCAGAUCCUUCACCUAGUCUACAGA